Molecule: messenger RNA, 1960 nt
Organism: Amoebophrya sp. A120
Lineage: Eukaryota; Dinophyceae; Syndiniales; Amoebophryaceae
Source: the annotation of a GenBank genome assembly
AGAAGGAAAGAUAAGUAGAAAUACGUCGACGAGGAAGUGAAAGACGAGGAAAGUUCAGAAGUACGGUGUCACUACUUGUGAAGACCCGUUCCCGUUUGCGAAAAAAUGGACGACGACGCCAGUGUCGAGCAGUACAUUACGUACGAAGACUACUUGGACGCCCAAAUCACUGCCCACGACAGGAAAUACCUUGAGGAUGACGAGCUAGCAAGGCAGCUGGUACAGCUGACUGACUUGAGCUUUCAUCUCGUUGAACGCUUGCUUGUGCAUAUGUUUGCAUUUUUGUUUUUCAUGAUGUGAACAAUGCUUAAAGCGGGGGCGCCAGACAGUUUUUGAAGUGCAAUGGAUUAUCUACCAACAGGUGGAAAUAGGGUGUCGCAAAGGCGAGGUUUUGUCGCGGGAAGAGUUUGCAGCACGCAAGGAGGCUGCGGAGGAGGCAAGAAAAAGCAAGUUACAGAAUGCACCGAAAGUGUUGGCCUCAGCGAACAAAGACCUCACGGAUUACCCAUUUCUGAGGCAUCUGGUAUAUUUUUUGAUUGUUGCUCCAUUCGAGAAAAAAUAAAAGAUGAAUGACUGGUUGUACCCACGUCGCUGCUGCACAGAUCCAUCGACUACUUUGAAUGGGACGUUUCAAAAUCUGAUCCCAAUAGGCCGCCCGGGAAGAGUUGGUACGACAAGGCAAACUCAGCGUGAUUAUCUUCAUAAGAGAUAAAAACACGAAGGGGCAGGAGGUGUCAGGGUACAUAGAUUACGGGCAGCGACUGAAGAGCGAGAAUUUCGAGCCUUACUUUGAAAGUAUUCAAUGGUGGUUUUGGUUCUUUCUGUGCGACAAGUUAGUUCAUUGUUUAGCAAACUGAUGUUGGUUAUCAUGGUUUGGUUGUAGGCGUAUUCGUGCUGGUAGCGGUUAAUUUGGUCGUUGUAGAAAAGAAAUAGAUGGAACUGGAUCUAAAACAACGCACUACAGGAAAAAAGAGGCUGCUACCCCGACAAACGGACUUGAGUUUCUACAACUGGGACACACAGCACACUGCGUCAAACGAGUCCGCGAACUUUCACAUAUGCACUGUAAAUUUCCCGUACAUGUACAAAAUGCAUGACAAAUUUCGCUAACUUGCAGUGUCCAACUUGUCAUGCUAGACUAGGACUGAAGGCAAGUUUUGUCAUGCAGAGACUGCAUUUGUACGUGUACGGGAAAUUUACUGUGGAUAUCACAUCAUACCAGACUACGAGCAAGGGCUGCUGUUUAAGAACAAAAGGGAUAGAAAGGUAGUAAAUCGUUCGUCUUUUUCAUCAUUCAAGGAGAUGAAAACUACUCGGAUCUGAGCUUGAUAAUCAUGCUUCCUUUUGACUUUCUUAUUUCUAUCUUUGGGACGUAGCUUUCAAUGGCAUUUGAGGUAAUCUGCGUCGACCCGCGCGUGAAAGACCCCGGAGACAAUUCGAAGCGGCACGAAAUCAAAACCGCGGAGUACGUGCAGGUGGUGAUUUUUGAUCACAUGACGCGGAAAAAGGCCGCGUGAGGUAGUUCUCAGAGUCGUCAAGUGCUCUGAACCACUCAAAAAAUUAUGAGUCCUCGAAGGUGAUUCAUGGACUUCGACCUCCAAAAAUGAACUUAGUGUCAGUAACGUUGCGCCACAACGUUCGUAUACGGGUACCCGUUGCUGUUAAGUCACGAAACAGCAAGCAAAAGACACCGGCGAUUUUUGUCGUGGUGUUGGUGGCCCUUGCAAUUUCAGGAACGGAUUUGUACAUUGUUGAGUCUGAGCGAAUGCCUGUACAAAGGGCAAACAAGACCUGUUUAUUGUUGCGCGGUCGACAAUAAAGUAGAACUAGAUACGAUGGUGCAAAAUCUUACCUAUUUCCUUGCGCUUUAAUUAUGUUCUCAGCUGUGGGAGGACAGAGCGCUGUGCGUUGAGUCUGAGAGUGAGACAGGACGAAGAAGCAGCGCAAGUCCAACAAAAAA